Oryzias latipes (Japanese medaka) is the source of this 3858-nucleotide messenger RNA. It is a transcript of the gene ebf2, whose product is annotated as EBF transcription factor 2. NCBI's taxonomy places the organism in Eukaryota, Metazoa, Chordata, Actinopteri, Beloniformes, Adrianichthyidae. Gene Ontology annotation, biological process: regulation of DNA-templated transcription. Gene Ontology annotation, molecular function: DNA binding; DNA-binding transcription factor activity. The record is from RefSeq and is a predicted model, not a curated record.
CCAUAUGGCACCAAGGCCCCUCCUCCACGCUCCAUCCCGGCACUCAUUGAUGCUUCAAAUCACUGCUUCACUACUAGCCCCAUGGCUGUCGGAUCAGCUGUUUUUGAUCCGAUCUAGCCUUGCCACAAAGGAAGAGUUUCUGCACGUACUUAAAAAUACUUUCGCUCGAUUCCAGUUCAGUCUCAUCUGUCUUCGCAGUCGAACCCAGCACACGAACAGCUGCGCGCAGGGAGAGGCAAGCUCGUGGAGGAUGCUCGCAAUCCGUGGAGAAAUCUGUUUACAACCGCCGAGUGAACAUUGACAGAAAAUCUGUUUUGGAUUUCAGUUAAGGAUUGUAUUCUUUAAGUUUACACACGGCAUCACUCAUCUUCCCUUUUGAAACUCUAUUGUUUCCAUCCCAAAGCGCUCUGGAGAAGCGCUGCGCCUCAAGGGGAAUCCUCUGUUGUUUAAUUUAAAGUGCUCCAGCUGCAUUACCAGCGCAUAUUUUGUCCUUUUAAGUUACUUAAGUUCACUGAAACACCCGGACAAGGCUUAAAUGUUCGGUAUCCAGGAACAUCUGAUACGAGAAGUUAGCGGAUUAAAAGAGAGAAGUCUUGGAGAAGAGAUGGAUCCAGUCCGCUCGUGGGUGCGUAAUGUUGGAGUUGUGGAUGCGAACGUUGCAGCGCAAAGCGGAGUUGCUCUGUCAAGGGCUCAUUUUGAGAAGCAGCCGCCUUCAAAUCUGCGCAAGUCCAACUUCUUCCACUUUGUCCUGGCUCUGUACGACAGACACGGCCAGCCUGUGGAGGUGGAAAGGACAGCUUUUGUGGAUUUUGUUGAGCAUGAAAAGACGGGAGAAAAGACCAACAACGGCACUCACUACAAGCUCCAGCUCCUCUACAGCAAUGGAGUCCGUACAGAACAAGAUCUCUAUGCACGUCUUAUCGAUUCUGUCACCAAGCAGCCCAUAUCAUAUGAAGGACAAAACAAGAACCCAGAAAUGUGCAGAGUUCUGCUCACACACGAGGUCAUGUGCAGUCGCUGCUGCGAGAAGAAAAGUUGUGGCAACCGAAAUGAGACCCCCUCUGAUCCAGUCAUCAUCGACAGGUUUUUCUUGAAGUUUUUCCUGAAAUGUAACCAGAAUUGUCUGAAGACAGCAGGAAACCCAAGGGAUAUGAGGAGAUUUCAGGUGGUCUUAUCAAGCACCAUAAGCGUUGAUGGCCAUGUCCUCGCCGUGUCUGACAACAUGUUUGUCCACAACAACUCAAAACACGGUCGGAGAGCUCGAAGGCUGGAGCCAGGAGAGUCUGUGGAGAAUACUAUGGAAUACGCUACGCCAUGUAUCAAAGCCAUCAGUCCCAGCGAGGGCUGGACCACCGGCGGGGCCAUGGUCAUAGUCAUCGGGGAGAACUUCUUCGAUGGGCUACAGGUGGUGUUUGGAAGCAUGCUAGUGUGGAGUGAGCUGAUCACUCCACAUGCUAUACGAGUCCAAACGCCUCCUCGCCACAUCCCGGGGGUCGUGGAGGUCACACUGUCUUACAAAUCGAAGCAGUUCUGUAAGGGAGCCCCCGGGCGCUUCAUUUACACAGCACUUAAUGAACCAACCAUAGACUACGGUUUCCAGCGCCUUCAGAAAGUGAUUCCUCGACAUCCUGGUGAUCCAGAGAAACUUGCAAAGGAGAUUCUCCUGAAAAGAGCAGCAGAUCUAGUGGAGGCCCUGUAUGGAAAUCCACACAGUAAUCAGGACAUGCUGCUGAAACGUGCCGCUGACAUCGCUGAGGCUCUCUACAGUGUCCCCCGUCCUCACAGCCAGCUGCAAGCUCUUCCCAGCUCCCCAGCACAUGGCAGCGUUAUGGGUUUGGGCUCCUAUCCCUCCCAGCUAGGUGUUAGCAUUGGGGAGCCAGGACAGAGCAGUCAAGGUUACAUUCGAAACCCCAGCAGUUUGUCUCCCAGGGGUUACCCAUCUGCUUCCACCCCCCAGCAGUCAAGCUAUGGCAGCAGUGGGGGGAUGACUGGAGGAUAUGGGACAGUCCCCAUGACAAGUUUAGGAGUUCCAGGAUCUCCUGGCUUCAGCAGUGCUUCUCCCACAAGCUCUCCAUACAUAAUGCCCUCCAGCCCCACCAUACCAGGAAGCUCCAGCUCCUCAUCAUCUCUUUUGCCUUUCUCCUCCUUCCCUUCUGCUGCUAAACAGAAGAGCGCUUUUGCUCCUGUCCUCAGGCCCCAAGGUUCUCCCUCCCCUGCCUGUCCCGCAUCAGCGGGGAACAGCUUCAGAGGUAGUCAUCCAACUCACUAUCUGACGCCGCUGUCUGAACUCACGAAUGCAGUCUAACCCCCUCUACUAACAAACUGGAAAGCUAUGACUGAACCAGACAGAAAACGCUUGCUGGAUGUACAAUAAUGAAAGACCUGCCAGGCUUGAAUCAUGGCUUUUGUAUAUUUUUUCUCUCCAGCGAUGAUGGGCCUGGUUGUUCCCCCGAUGUAGCAAAGCACCUACCCCACUCUGCCCCAGACCACUGCUUGAUUUAACCCUUCUUUUGGCGCAGAAAAUGGGAAAUUCAUCUCUAGCGCUCUUGUAUAACUUUCCUCCCCAGCUGUCAAUCUUAGUUCCAUUGUCAUCCAGACUGAUAAACAGAACAAGGAAUAAAAAAGUCCAAAGAGGAGCCUUCUACUCUAGAUGAAGAGGAGAAUACUCAUCCAACAAUUUCAGAGCCACUUCUCAGCAAGCAGCAUCAGACUGAACUGGACGACAGCUGUUUGUGUGCGGCAUCAGAAAGGAAACAAAAAGGAAAGAGACUUCCGAUUUUACACGGAGCUUCAGGAUCUACACAAACCUUGAUCAGACUUGGAAGAUGGGCCCUCCAAAAAGCGCAGUGAGAGUUGACAGGUGGCAGACAACUGCUCCAAUAAGCAGGGUGCUAUUUUGUUAGAGGACGGACACCUUAAAAGGCAUGUGUGUACCACUAUCUGUGAGCUAGUGACAGAUUUUUUUUGUAUUAGACUUUUCUAAGUCAAUUUACAUUCCAGAAGAAUAGUCCCUUUAUUUUUUCUUUUCUAAUUUCUAUGGUUUGUCAAGGGUAAAACCUUUCUCUCAUGGGUUAUUACUAAAGAAAUUCAUAUAUUGAUUUAUUUAAAAGCAAGCAAUUUAACUUAUUAUAGUUAGUUUAGGGAAUAAUAUAAAUGUGUUUUUACAAAGUGGUCCUUUUCCAGUUGUUGUUGACACAAAGAUUUUCAGAAAUUGGCAGUAACUUUGAUAAAUGAUCGGUAAGAUUUUUCUUUUUUCAGUAAGGAAAGAAAACAUCCUAACUUGUAGGUUUUCUUGUAGCAGAAUACAAACUUUAUCCCCACAAUUACAGAAGAUUGUGGCUCCUUGUGUGGAAGGAAAUGUUAGUUUGCCUUAUCCUUGAAGUUUACUUAAAAUGCAUGCUUUGUACACCAACCACCUGAUACAUUUCCAAUUUAUACAUGAUUAGUAUUAGCCUUUUCCGGAUGUCUUCAAUAUGUCACAACCCAGUACAAGGAGAGAAGUCACUAUGCAGUAUGGAAAACUAUAAGCACAGCAGCUGGAAAGAAAAGGAGCAGGUGCAUGAGGUGAACUCUGACCCUUAUUACCCUGUUCUUACCGUUAUUAUUCAUUUUGUCAUCACAACAAAAACUGCUUUCUCAGGACACGAAAAUAAAGAGUAGAUGACGUGCAACUUUUGUUUUUUUUUAGAACACGGUUAAUCUUAUUUAUUUAAAUAAUUAUUAGCAAUUUAUUAUUAUUUUUUAAAGCCAUCUUUCUUUAACAACAGUACAAAUUAUUGGUGCAAAUGUGAUUUGUAUAUUUUAAGGUGUAACUAUAUUUUGUGGUCGAAAUAAAAAAAACAAAAAAAACAAUAAACG